CCACCGAGGAGUUUGUAUCGUAACACAUGCAACUUCCGGCUGUUGUUUUGGCCGGCUGUUUGAAAUGAGAUCUCUGGUUAAAUAAAGAAAGAGAUAAAUGCUUAAAUGGCAGGUUUAUUAAAUGUUUAUACAAGCUGCGGAACAAGUAGAGUCUUCUAGAUUGUUCUACUGGAUUAACCUCACUCCUCCCACCGUACUAUGUUCAAAAAGAUGACUGAAUUUGGUCCAGAUUCCGGGGGGAGAGUUAAGGGAGUAACAAUUGUGAAGCCCAUCGUGUUCGGCAACGUCGCUCGCUACUUUGGGAAAAAGAGAGAGGAGGAUGGCCACACACAUCAGUGGUCUGUCUAUGUGAAGCCUUACAGAAAUGAGGAUAUGUCAGCCUAUGUGAAGAAAAUCCAGUUCAAGCUGCAUGAGAGUUAUGGUAACCCACUGAGAGUGGUAACCAAGCCUCCCUAUGAGAUCACAGAGACAGGCUGGGGCGAGUUUGAGAUCAUCAUCAAGAUCUUCUUCAUUGACCCUAAUGAGAGACCUGUGACUCUGUACCAUCUGUUGAAGCUGUUCCAGUCUGACUCCAGUGCCAUGCCUAAGAAGACAGUUGUGUCGGAAUUCUAUGAUGAAAUGAUCUUCCAGGAUCCUACAGCCAUGAUGCAGCAGCUCCUGACAACGUCGAGACAGCUCACACUGGGCGCGUACAAGCAUGAGACGGAGUUUGGUGAGCAGGAGCAGAGGACCAAGGAGAAAAUGGAAGCAGCAAAGAAGAGAACCAGUCAGGAGAUCACAGAGCUGAAAGACAAGCUAAAAGCCAGCAGAGAAAACAUCAACCACCUCAAAGCAGAGAUCAGGAAACUUGAGGAGGAUGGAGACCACAAGGAGCACUAAGAAAUGGACAUGGACUACAACCAGAACACACAAAAAGGCAGGAUUGUCCAGCAGUGAUCAAUCUAUAGUUUUGUUGUUCCUGAUUAUAAUUGCAAAAACAAGGCCUUGUUGUGAUAAAUACAAAAUGCUCUGUCAUUUCCAUGUUUAUUUUCUGCAGAAUUAGCCUUGUUCAGUCAUUUGAUAUAAAUGCUCCUCUUUAAAAAAGUUUUGCCCACUGUUAACAGUGAAGCAUCACUACAGAAAUGAUAUUCCUGUGAACAGUUUUGUAAAUGUAUAGCUCAGUUCUUAUAGUUUUGUUGUUUUCUUUUGUUUUUUAUUUUUAUUUUAAUUAUUGUACGUUUUUUUACAUAAAAACAAUGUGUGAAAUAAUUUCCCACGUCUUCAUUUCUUGUAACAACUGGUGUUUGAUGUAGACGGUCAAUGAAAAUAUUGUGUAAAACUUUCAUAUUUUAUUUUCAGCACACUGUGAUGUCAGUGGUAGAAAACUUUAA
Molecule: messenger RNA, 1370 nt
Organism: Notolabrus celidotus (New Zealand spotty)
Lineage: Eukaryota; Metazoa; Chordata; Actinopteri; Labriformes; Labridae
Gene: yeats4
Product: YEATS domain containing 4
Exons: 7
Coding region: 199-879 (226 amino acids)
Biological process (GO): regulation of DNA-templated transcription
Source: RefSeq, a predicted model, not a curated record